This is a messenger RNA of Temnothorax curvispinosus, 849 nucleotides long. RefSeq lists its product as uncharacterized. The transcript is spliced from 5 exons. The record is from RefSeq and is a predicted model, not a curated record. The annotation marks the transcript as partial. NCBI's taxonomy places the organism in Eukaryota, Metazoa, Arthropoda, Insecta, Hymenoptera, Formicidae.
CUCACUGAUGUCUCCAGUCUUCGCAGUAAUACUUAGAAGCUCACAGAGAAAUGAUAUACCUAGAAGCUCGAUAUUACAGUCUCAAUAGACUUCUAUUGCUUGCUGUUGGUUUAUGGCCCUAUCAGCAAUCCAAAUUUACUCAAUUUCAGUUUAUUUUUUUCUCUGCUAUUCUGUCAGCGAGUAUUAUAUUUCAGCUGACACCAUUAAUAGUAUUAAAAUGUACUUCGGACCUUGUUACCAAAGUGUUGUCUUCCGUAUCUUUCUUUACACUGUUUAUAAUAAAAUAUAACGCAUUCCGUUUUAACAUUGAUGUUGUGAAAAAGUUAUUGAUGGAGCUUCAACAUAUACUUAACGAAUUAAGGGAUAAAAACGAAAUUGCUAUUGCAAAAAAAUAUAGUUGUAUCGCUAAUCGUUACACGAUUGCGCUUACGGCAGUUGGAGUUUGUGGAUUAUUUGUUAGUAUUAUAGUUCAAUUUUGGUCGAAUUUAAUUAAUGUUGAUGUACCGAUGAAUAUGUCUCACCAAAGGUCACGUCAUUUAUUCAUUAUAACGGAGUAUUUCGUCGAUCAAGAGAAGUAUUUCCAUUUGAUUUUGUUCCAUAUGUACAUAGCUUUUUCCAUCGGAGCGACUGUAAUGGUAGCAAUAGGUACAAUGCUUAUUACGUAUGCUCAAUAUACCUGUGGAAUGUUUAGAAUUGCUAGCUAUCGUAUUAAACAUGCAAUGAGUAUCGACAUUUUACAAAACAUUACGCUAAAAAAUAAGAUUCUGAUGACCGAGGGCAUAAUUUAUGCGGUCGACAUUCACCGGCAAGCUAUGAAGUUUGUAUUUACAUCGACAAUAUUCAUGCAAC